AUGGCCAAGAAAAACAAAGUCAGGGCCCUAUUGACCAAAACCAACAGACCUGAAGUACCGCCACCAAGCCAAACGCAACAGGCCGUUGUGGUCCUUCUUUCUCAACAGCCUUCUUCAUCACGCCCAUCCAAGCACGCCCGGUCUACCCCAACCGAGCAGCGUCUAGCGGAUGAGGACGAAACCACCCCUCCACCGAGCCACCCACCGAUUCCACAACCGGAGCGUUCUGACCGGGCUAGCUCUUCCAAGUGGGCACCAAAGCUGAAAUUUCAGAACCGAGAUAUCCAAGAUACCAAUUCGUCUCUUCAGAAGAGCCAAAUUGCCCAUCAAAAGGUAUUGGAGCUCAGGAAAACGGCUAGGCAGGCCAUGACAGAGGUGGAAGAAAGAACAACCGAACUGAAGGAAUCACGACAAAAAACGACCGAGCUAGUGGCUGAGGUAGCUCGUCUAUCCGAACUAGUUACCUCGGCUGAAGCUGACAAACAGAAGGCAUUGACCAUGAUGAAAGACAAGUACCUUCGUGAGCUAGUCAAGCUUGAAGGGAAAAAGGACGCCGAAAUCGCUGAACUGAAGAAGAAGGUGGAUGGUGCCAAUGCCGAAGGUUUCAAGGAGGUGAAGGGCCUCUACAUUCCACAAUCUCGGUUGGAGCCAACGGUUGAAGACCUAACUGUUGAGCCACCGACUGACACCGUGCUGCCAGUUGCUACUGAGACUGAUCUUCCAUCUGCAACCGGUGUUCAAGUUGAUAUUGAAGCCGAUCUUGAAGACCUUUUUAAUUGA
Camellia sinensis is the source of this 780-nucleotide messenger RNA. The record is from RefSeq and is a predicted model, not a curated record. Lineage: Eukaryota; Viridiplantae; Streptophyta; Magnoliopsida; Ericales; Theaceae.